AUGUCGGUUCAAGUGCUCAUGGAUUGCUUGAAAGUUUUUGGAGCGAAAUCGGGGCUGCAACUUAAUGUGUUCAAAUCAAAUAUCUAUUUUGCGGGGGUUUCCGAGCAGCAGGGCGAGGAUAUUCAGCAAACGACGCACUUGGUUAAGGGAGUUAUGCCUUUUCGGUACCUUGGUAUCCCUUUGUCUGCAGCACGUCUCAAGGUUGUGCAGUAUGGGCCUUUGCUUGACAAGAUCUUGGCUUAUAUUAAUGCCUGGACGGGGGCCUCGCUUUCUUAUGCGGGUCGGGCUGAGUUAAUUCGAGCGGUCCUACAAGGCGUGGAAUGUUUUUGGCUUUCUAUUUUCUCCAUCCCGGUCACGGUUAGAACCGCAAUUAUUAAAUUAUGCCGUGCAUUUUUGUGGGGAAAGGCAGGAGCGUCCGUGGCAUGGAAGAAAUGUUGCCUUCCGAAGACCGAGGGAGGUCUUGGAUUGAGAGAAUUAGGGGCUUGGAAUGCUGCCCUUAUUACGAAGAAUCUGUGGGAGAUUCAAUCCAAGAAGGACUCGUUGUGGGUUCGGUGGGUUAAUUGUGUAUAUUUACGGCAACAAUCUGUUUGGGAAUGGGUUCCGGGCCGACAAGACUCAGCUUUUAUUAAAUACCUGGCUUCUAUUCGAGAUCAGAUCCGAUUGCAUUUUGGGUCGGAGGAGUUGGCAAUCGCUAAUUUGACCAAAUGGUAUGGUCUGCCCGGUAAGGGGUCUGCCGCUGCUUAUGAUUGUUUUCGUCCGAGGGCUGCUCCUCGUCCGUGGGCUAAUGUGGUCUGGUGUCCAACUAUUACACCGAAACACUCGUUUAUUCUGUGGCUUGGUAUUCUGUCCAGGCUCAAGACCAGGAAUCGAAUCAAGCACGUGGAGGUUGAAAAGUCGUGCAUUUUUUGUACGGAGCCUGAAACUGUGGUGCAUUUGUUUUUCGGAUGCACGUUUACUUACAACAUUUGGAGCAUUAUUCGGGAAUGGAUGGGCUUCCCUCGGGCUGCAACUACGCUCAAGAGUGCUUUGAAAUGGCUGAAGAAGGAGGCUCGUGGCUCAUGUUGGCGGCAAAAAGCGAAGAAGGUGGCCCUUGCUUGCACCGUUUAUCAGAUUUGGAGUGCUCGCAAUCGGAAAAUUUUUGAGAACGAGACGCCUAGGAUUACUGAGAUGGUGCGUAAGAUCAAGAUACUCGUUUACAAGACGGUUUUUGCCUUGUUUCCGCAAUCAGCUUUGCAAAUCGUGCAUCCCUGAUUGUUUUUUGAUCUUUGGUUUGCACUUGACCCUUUUUGAUCUUUGGUUUGCACUUGACCUGUGGGGUCUUGUUCAUGUAUAGGCAUUGAUAUAUAUUUUUUUGAUUACACUGCCUGGGUAUGCCCAGUGUAUUUGUAAAGUCCGUUUUGAUCUAUAUAUUUCACAUUUACCGAUCAAAAAAAAAAAAAAAAAAAAAAAAAAAAA
Erythranthe guttata (spotted monkey flower) is the source of this 1455-nucleotide messenger RNA. NCBI's taxonomy places the organism in Eukaryota, Viridiplantae, Streptophyta, Magnoliopsida, Lamiales, Phrymaceae. The record is from RefSeq and is a predicted model, not a curated record.